CGGCGAUGCACUUUGGGUAAUUCUCCAGUAUAACAUAAUUUUCUUCUAUCUGUUUUCUCAUCUUACGGGAUGAUUUUAUAAACAAAGCGGCAAAGAUUACUUCCACUCAUAGCAUGCAUAUGAAGAUAGAGCACCGCAGAGGCCGUAGCCGUACUGGUGUUGUUAAAGUUGGUGGCAAAAACCUCAAGACCCCAGCAUGUCUCGCGUAUACACGCGCGGGAGCCAUUCCACAUGUCAUUCAAGAUUUGGCUGAAAACAUCAAGAACUUGCCAGCGGCGAUGCAACUGACCCUUCCUACGCUUACAGACCAACCACCACAAGAAAUCACAUCGAACCAAAGCAAUGGAAUCCAUACUUUCCUUGGCUUACAGAAUUUUGUUAGCUUCCUGACAAUUCAAGACCCUGUGCAAACUCCUCCGUCUGGUUAUAAUGAAGAUAAUGCAGUGUCUGUCUGGACAAGUGGGGGACGCCGCAAAUUUACAGUGCAGAAGUAUCUAGCCAAGCUAAUGGUGCUGAGACCAACAGUCGCUGAAUGCCUGUGUGAUACUAUCCCUGCCUCAAAACAAACAGCUAAACGGAUAAAGAAAUCAGUAGACAGGACGUUGAAAUUCCUGGAUGAGCUAGUAGCAUCAAAAUCAGAGGUGCUCAGAAACUGUUCACUAUUAGGGGCUAUUGAAGGAUCAGACUCACUUGAGGAACGUAUCCGAUCAGCAAGAGAGACAGCCACUCGCCCAGUUUCAGGGUUUGUUCUGGAAGGAUUCAAUCCCAAAGCAAGUAGUGAUUGGAUCAGUCUUCUACAGGACACAGUGGAUGUCCUCCCUUGCGACAAACCCAGAGUGAUACAGGGCAUUUCCUCACCAGAUGAAGUUCUCCAAGCUGUAGACUGUGGUGUGGACAUCUUUGAUUCCAGUUUUCCUUAUCAGCUGGCGGAGAGAGGUUCUGCUUUAGUUUUCCCUUCGCGACACAAGCGAUUCAAAGGCGACCGUAACUACACAGAUAAUACUACUGAAGCUUCCAACAUCAACUCGACCCAGUCGCCAGCGGAGAUGAAUAACACAGAAAUACUAAUCACCGAGGAAACCGAUAAUGAGCGCCAUGUAAAGGGGAUUGACAAACGGAGGACGACUGACUUCGAAAUAGACCUCAAUAAAACCAGUUAUAGUACCGACAUGGGCCCCGUUGAUAGCUCUUGCACGUGUUACUGCUGUGCCAACCAUACGCGGGCGUACAUCCAUCACCUGCUUGUUACCAAGGAGAUGCUGGCACAAGUGCUGCUAAUGAUGCACAACCAACAUCAGUACUUCAAGUUUUUCCAAGAAAUACGCCAAGCACUAACGAGCGAGGAGACCUGGGAAGAGUUCAAGGACAGAGUUCUUGGACAAAGGACGCGAUGACGUGUACAAUAACCUAUGACGUCAGAGCUAUGACAAAUUUGAAUAAUAAUAUUGUCUGCUGUAACGAAGUGAAGUCACACACUUACGAUGGAGAUUAAAAGCAUCGAUAAAUUCUCA
This is a messenger RNA of Nematostella vectensis (starlet sea anemone), 1511 nucleotides long. RefSeq names its product queuine tRNA-ribosyltransferase accessory subunit 2. Bases 114 to 1394 code for a protein of 426 amino acids. The transcript is spliced from 11 exons. Gene Ontology annotation, molecular function: tRNA-guanosine(34) queuine transglycosylase activity. Lineage: Eukaryota; Metazoa; Cnidaria; Anthozoa; Actiniaria; Edwardsiidae. The record is from RefSeq and is a predicted model, not a curated record.